ACGAUAGCAGAGUACGAGGAGGAACUUUCUCGUUCAAACGAGCAGAACGAGCGACAACAGAAACUAAUGGACGCUGUUUUCAACCCUCAGCUGCGGUUACACAGAGCAGACGUCCAGCAGCUGUUGGUGGUUAAAGAAGAGGUUCCCCCUGAGCAGCAGGAGUGGAGCUCCAGUCUGGACCAGGAGGACCCAGAACCCCCACACAUUAAAGAGGAACCGGUGGGAAUCUGGACCAGUCGGGAGGGAGAGCAGCUUCAAGGUCUGGAGGAGGCUGAUGUCAAGCUCUCAUUCACUCCUGUGAAGAGUGAAGAUGAUGAAGAGGAAGCUCAGUCCUCACAGCUUCAUCAAAGACAAACUGAACAGAUGGAAACAGAAGCUGAUGGAGAGGACUGUGGAGGACCAGAACCAGACAGAAACUUAGAUCCAGAGAGACAUCCAGAACCAGAUACUGAUGACAAGACUGGAGACUCUUCUGACAGUGAUGACAGUGAUGAUUGGAAGGAGACCAGAGAACCUCAGUCAGGUUUAAACUCUGUGAAACCUGAUGAAGUCCUUGUCAGUGAUUCAAGAUGUAGUGCUGGUGAGAAACAUUUUAGAUGCUCUGAGUGUGAGAAAACAUUUGGCACCAGAGGAAAUCUGAAGAAACACAUGAGAAUCCACACAGGAGAGAAACCUUACAGCUGCUCAGUCUGUAGGAAAUCUUUUAACCAUGGUUCACAUUUACAGAGACACAUGAGAAUCCACACGGGAGAGAAACCUUUCAGCUGCUCAGUGUGCGGUAAAUGUUUCGUUGACAAUGGAGAUUUAAAGAAACACUUGAGAACCCACACGGGAGAGAAACCUUUCAGCUGCUCAGUUUGUAAUAAGACUUUUACACAGAGUGGAGGUUUGAAGGAACACAUGACAAUCCACACAGGAGAGAAACCUUACAGCUGCUCAGUUUGUGAUAAAAGAUUUAGGCGCAACAGAGAUCUAACGGUACACAUGAAAACUCACACAGGAAAUAAUCCCCUUUAGCCCUUUUACCCAAUCAGCCCUCCACAUAUCCCUUCGAGCGGUGGGCCCAUAGGGCGGCUGCUCAAUGUAGAUUU
Molecule: messenger RNA, 1091 nt
Organism: Anarrhichthys ocellatus (wolf-eel)
Lineage: Eukaryota; Metazoa; Chordata; Actinopteri; Perciformes; Anarhichadidae
Product: zinc finger protein 79-like
Exons: 2
Biological process (GO): regulation of DNA-templated transcription
Molecular function (GO): DNA-binding transcription factor activity, RNA polymerase II-specific; RNA polymerase II cis-regulatory region sequence-specific DNA binding
Source: RefSeq, a predicted model, not a curated record